Molecule: messenger RNA, 944 nt
Organism: Aureobasidium pullulans EXF-150
Lineage: Eukaryota; Fungi; Ascomycota; Dothideomycetes; Dothideales; Saccotheciaceae
Exons: 4
Coding region: 230-829 (199 amino acids)
Biological process (GO): small GTPase-mediated signal transduction
Molecular function (GO): GTPase activity; GTP binding
Source: RefSeq, a predicted model, not a curated record
CUACCCACAUCGACUCUUGUACCCGCCAGCGGCUUCGACUCAACAAUUCGCGUCAUUCGAGUCCACAUUCCCCGACGUUUCCGUAUCCGAGCGUAUUCCCAGCCUGUCAGCCCACUCAACUGUUGGCCGACACGCAUAUCUCGAAACUCGACGUGUUUUUCUGCACCCAUCAGUCGUCGCGCCAUAAGCCACAACUCCCGCUGGACUGCUUCUGCGAGUAUCCACCAAGAUGCCUCAACAAGAAGAAGGUGUUAUGAGAAGGAAGCUUGUCAUCAUUGGUGACGGUGCUUGCGGCAAGACCAGUUUGCUAAGUGUUUUCACUCUUGGUUACUUUCCUACUCGAUACGUACCCACUGUAUUUGAGAACUAUGUGACCGACUGUCGUGUAGAUGGCAAAUCUGUGCAACUAGCUCUAUGGGAUACCGCUGGCCAGGAAGACUACGAACGUCUGCGACCUUUGGCUUACUCUCAAGCCCACGUCAUCUUGAUAGGUUUUUCUAUCGACACACCGGACUCUAUCGAAAACGUCAAGCACAAGUGGGCCGACGAGGCCACCGAACGCUGUCCCGGAGUCCCCAUCAUCUUGGUCGGCCUGAAGAAGGACCUUCGCGACGACCCCGUAGCACAAGAGGAAAUGCGAAAACGAAGCCAAAAGUUCAUCACCAACAAGGCUGGCGAAGACAUGAAGGAACUCAUCGGAGCACGAAAGUAUCUGGAAUGCAGCAGUCUGACAGGUGACGGUGUGGACGACGUCUUCGAGGCCGCAACCCGUGCCGCUCUCCUCGCUGUGGACAAAAAAGACCGCGCAGGCUGCUGUGUCAUCCUUUAGUCGCCUUCUCCACGCAAAACCAACGGCCUUCUUGUUUCCUAGAUUCUAUGACCAGCAUUGGGACGGCGUUUUCUGUUUGUGGGGUACAAGCGGACUGUCAAGUGGUACCAAAGGC